Molecule: messenger RNA, 1113 nt
Organism: Rhizopus microsporus ATCC 52813
Lineage: Eukaryota; Fungi; Mucoromycota; Mucoromycetes; Mucorales; Rhizopodaceae
Product: zf-DHHC-domain-containing protein
Exons: 6
Coding region: 44-871 (275 amino acids)
Biological process (GO): protein targeting to membrane; peptidyl-L-cysteine S-palmitoylation
Cellular component (GO): Golgi apparatus; endoplasmic reticulum
Molecular function (GO): protein-cysteine S-palmitoyltransferase activity
Source: RefSeq, a predicted model, not a curated record
UUAAUUGAUUCUUACACUGCAGACACUAGCCCCUCUUGCGAUUAUGCAAGAUGAAAGAUUUGUGGGUCAGAGCUUACCUUGUUACUAUUACUCACCAAACCUAUUUGAUAAUAAGACACUUAAUUCUCGACAUAUGAACAACUCAGAAAAUGUAAACGACAAGACGCCACUACUAUCCAUCAGUAAGAGAGAUGGACAACGAAGAUACUGUCAUAUCUGUGAAUGCUUUAAACCUGAUCGAUCACAUCACUGUAGAGAAUGUAACAAGUGUAUCUUAAAGAUGGACCAUCAUUGUCCUUGGGUGAGCGGAUGCGUUGGAUUUGGAAAUUACAAGUUCUUUUUCUUGUUUACAUCAUAUACUGGUAUUUAUGGGCUGUGGGUAUUUGUAACUACCUUACCAUUGGUCGUCAAAGGAAUUCAAGACAUGAAUGCUGAUCUCGAUCCUCAAUGGAUUGUUCUUAUCAUCUUAGCCUUUGUCUUUGGCUUCACUGUUCUUGGAUUUACCGGUGUUCACCUCACGUACAUUCUACGUAACGAGACGACAAUUGAACAUUUGGCAGAUAGACCCUACGAUAUUCGAGUGGAUUUUGAUACAAGUGGAGAUAACUUUGAAGUCAUUACUGUAGAACCAGAACAUUACCUAUGGGAAAGAAGCAGAAAAGAGAACUGGAAAUCAGUCAUGGGCAAUUCUAUAGUUGGCUGGUUUCUCCCGUUUAAGCGUGGCUUGGGUAAUGGACUUGUGUUUCCUUACAGUGACAGGAUGUAUCAUGAGAUUGUUCAACGGGCUCAACGACAAAGAAACUCCAUGAAUCUGUCUCAUUACGAAAGAGUAUCUUCUUCAUUAGAAAGCACUGCUCCUAUUACCUCAUGAUAAAGUGUAAUUAAUAAUAUAUUAGAUCUUUUAUUUAUCGUUGCUAUUUAAAGCAGCUUACAGCUGUUGAUCUUUAACAGAGCAGUUAUGAGCUAUUUCAAUCAUUAUGAAUCAUUUAUGAUUAGUCGUCGGAUAUGUCUAACUUCAUCAACGAGAAAAACGACAUCGAUCAAGCGUAUUCUUUGUAAGCAAAAAUGAUACAUGUAAUCACCUGCAAGUCGAGGGAAAUAACUAUUGCCGCU